AUGCGCAUUAACAUCCACGACAACCUCCUAGACCAAUGCAAGAAAUGGCAUGAAUACCCCGUCAAUUUGCUGCAGCCGAGUGCACCAAGUUAUAUCCUACGAGACUAUCGCGAUUCCUUGACGAAAGAUGAGGAACGCCUAUUCGACGGUAGUUCAGAGAGUCUAGUAUUCUUUGAGCUUUACGAUGGCAGUGAAAGGCAUCAGUGUGCAAGUGUCACAAACAGCAACGAGCUUGAGAGGCACCUUCUCAGCGGUCACGCCGAUCCUCUCUGCCGUCAUGUCUUCAUCACGGCCAACGAUUCGCGAGACCCUUUAAACUGUUCGCGAGAAAGUCUAUGCAAGAUCUUGACCUUCCACCAAGUGGAUCCUCACUUCCUCGGCUAUAUGGCCUCUUUCGGAGAGACUGAGAGGCCGUUGGAUUAUUCGAUGACAGGGUUUCACGCUAGCGAUACGCUGCACAUUCCUGAUGACAAAGUCCUCAAGAUAUCCCGCCUUGGCCGUUCUGGGAAAGAUAUUCAGAUGUCGUAUAUUCUACGGUCGGUUGAACGUUCCGAAAGCUACGAGCAAGACCUGAAGGACAAAAAGUGGCCGUGGAAGAUUAGACAGAUGGCUGUACACCACACGUUUGAUGUCAAGACGGGGAGAGCAUUCUGGAUGACUGUCAAGGCCAACGACCUGCUACAGAAUAGAAUCAAGGAAUCGCCGUCUCUAUUCCCACCUAUCAGUACGGAACCAGCCAACUCUGCAAUGCAGUUCUCAUCCAUGCUCGAAACGCAACUCAUCUUCUUGAUGUGGGUCGAUGAAAACUGGCGUCAUUAUAUCAACUACAUGGACGAAGAGAUACACGACAUUAUGGUCAAGGCUAAGACGGCACAGAUCGAGGAUGCCGAAGAGUCAGAAGAGUACCCAAGGGCUAUUGUGUCACAAAUGUCGCAGAGGGGUACGAUGACCAAACAGACCAAGGGUAAUGGUGGCGCCGAUUCGGGCGUAACAUCACUGCUGGGCGCCAUCCGCCGAUUAUUCUGGGCCUCGGAGAGGUUGGUAUGCUUCAAUCACGCAACAAAGAUUGGAAGGUCUAUGGGGGUGGCAGGCAGGGAUCAGGGCCCUGGUAAAUUGGAGAAUGGACACUUAAUUCGCCCGUGGGACGCGGAAAAGCCAAGGCCUUAUCGUGAUCAAACUGCCAAUCACGCUAAGCAGCUUCGCAAUCUUUCCGUCCUCGCUACGUUCACCUUUGGAGAACUUCAGAGGCUUUUCUAUGUGAGCGAAAGACUGGAGGAGAUGAGACUCAUUGUCUCAUUAGACAAGCAAGCACUACGCGACAUCCGAGAGUACUACGAUGGACUUAUGACAAGAGAGGAUAUGUGCGAUGACAUCAAGAGGAAAUGUCGAUACCAAAUGGCCAGAUUCUCUCGGAAGGUUGGAGAGAUUGAGAAGAACCUCGAGGGUCAGUUCGAUGGAAUUCACCAGUACCGUGGCGUGCAGGUCAGUCACAUCUUCGCGACAAGCGGCCACCUGCAGGGCCAAAAGAUGGAGAAAAUCGCCGCCAAGACUGAGCAGGAAACCAUUUCGAUGCACAUCAUCACCUUCGUUACCCUAAUGUUCCUCCCAGGGACUUUUGUCGCCUUCCAGGUCAGGGCUGGCAUCCCGAGCACGUUCUCACCCUUUUCCGCCUCCUUCCGCCUCCUGUGCGGUGCCAAUAUUGGUCCGCUCGCUAUUGGGUAUCAUACCCCGCUCGUCUCCGCCCCAAAGAUUGUGAUGCCGCCAGGCAGUCUGGCUGGACCGCAGGCGACUAAGAUUAGUACCCAUACCAGCCUGGUCGAACGAUAUCGCCAGGAAGAUUUACCUGCUAUGCAGGUUAAAGGAAGAGAUGGAUAUGGAAUAGAGGCCGACUACAUACCCUUCCCGGCUCUCAAGGAGUAUUGGAGCCAAGACAAAGUGCGUGAUGUGCUCCGACAUGGCGACGGCGCGGCCCAAAAUGUCAUGCCGAGACAGGUUACCCAGGAAUUCCUUCGUGUCUUCUCCAUUUUAGUCUACAUCGGAAAGCCCGACAGGAUAUCUCUAUUCACAACAUGCGGGAUCAAAGAUGAGCAUUUACCCCUCCUCGCUCUUCCGCCGGCGUGGUCGAAUAACUGGCAAGGGCCCGCAUUAUUUCCCGAAUUCGAGCAGGCGCAAUGGAUGUUCUGUCCCUUGGAAAUCGAUUUUCCUUCCCUCCACAGACGGAAACUUGACCCACGCGUCAUCCUCCCAGUAACUUACGACAACAAGCUAGGCAGCUGGUCCGAAGGCGACCCUACUGAGAUAUGGAAAGUCAAAAUCAACGGCGGAUGUUCCAACCUGAGUCGCGUCACUACUCCCGAUGGAGCGAACGGUGCUGACUCGACCGUAUUGCCAACAGAAGAUCUUUUUGCGGUCUUUAAAACUUGCAGUGCAGAUCCAGAUGCAAAAGAACAAUUCGAUAUUGAAACCAAUGCCUACGCGAGCCUGCCAGACAAGGAAUAUGGUCGAUACAGAGAACACAUACUCGUCUAUUACGGAUCAUUCAUUCAAAAUGGAAAACAUACCAUUAUCCUCGAAUUUGCAGAAGGGGGCACCCUUUUACAAUUCUUCGAGAAGGUACCUCGCCCAACAAGGCUGGAACAAUUCGAAAUGUUUUGGAGGAGGAUGUCCAAGCUAUUGCUCGCGCUUCAUAUCAUCCACGAGAUGGGUGUCGAGAACCACGGCAUUUUAUCUGGAAUUCAUCAAGAUAUUCAUCCGGCCAAUAUCUUUGUCUUCCCCGAACCGUCGGGUGAUUCGUACGAUGUACGUUUCAAACUCGGUGACUUUGGGGCGACCCACGUCAAUCGGUUACGGGGGAGGGAUGGGGGUAUCGAGAAAAAGCGGUAUAAUGACGGAAACAUGAACCGCAUGUACCUUGCGCCGGAAUGCACUCCCACGCAUGGCAUCCAAAUGCCUCCCAGGAUCAGCCCAACUGUCGACGUAUGGGCGCUAGGAGCAGUUUUCAGCGAUGCUCUAAUCUGGUCAUUUCUUGGAGAGGACGGGCGUGAGACGUAUAGGAAGCAACGCUUUGAAGAAAUCAAAUCCGGGUCCCACGAGCUUUCUGCAAAAGGGUACGACUCGUGCUUCCACAACGGCUAUGACCGGCUGGAGGCCGUCUCUACGAUGCAUGACCACGCGCUUAAGAAGAGACUAGCUGAAGACUGGGUCUCUGUCGAGGUCAGCAAGCUUAUCUUACACAACAUGCUCCAACGAGACAAGUCCCACGCACAAACUGGCCGGCUUGACCCGAGAGAUCUCUUCAGACAAAUUAGCGACACCAUCACGCACCGAACACCUCGGGCCGGUCCGAACAGUACUACUCGUGGCAUCCUUAAGUCUACUCGAUCGAGCGUUCGAGGUUCAUACUCCUCGGCCAAUGGCGACUUCGUAGAUGGCACCAACCUGCGGCAAAAGAACCCCAGUCCCGAAAGCCUAGCUCAGACGGAAGGCGUCGGAAUUUUUCUAAUAGACGACGCCGGAUCUAUGUCACACCAUAAGAGCAAGGUUGAGCAGACCGCCCGAGUCAUUGCUUACGCGGUAAAGGAAUCGGAUCCCGACGGCAUGGAGCUGUACUUCGCAUCGGACAUGGGCGAGUGUCGGAAGUACAAAAAGAGCUCCAAGAUCGAAAACGCGAUACGGGAUCACAGCUUCCGCUCUAACCGCACAACGAGCAUGGCGAAGUGUCUCGCAGAACUUCUGAAGAGUAUCCCACACAGAACAAAACCGGGAUGUGACCCCAGGCCUGUUAGUAUCUAUGUGUUGACCGAUGCUGUGUGGGAGGAGGGAGACCCGGGGGUCGAUCGAUGCAUUGUAACGGAAGCUAGACGACUAUCAAAAGAAGAGCUACCGCCCAGCGCCACGAUGAUCCAAUUUAUACGGUUCGGGGACAGACUAAAUCGACAGGCCUCCGAACGCGUAAAGUAUUUAGACGAUGAUCUCGUGAACAAGUUUGAUCUAGGAGUCUAUGAUAUUGUGGACACGCGCCAUUGCGACGGAGACGUCUCCGAGAUGCUUAUUGGUAGCAUAUCCGCUGUUAAUGACGAAAUAUCGAGUUGA
Molecule: messenger RNA, 4092 nt
Organism: Scedosporium apiospermum
Lineage: Eukaryota; Fungi; Ascomycota; Sordariomycetes; Microascales; Microascaceae
Exons: 14
Coding region: 1-4092 (1363 amino acids)
Biological process (GO): protein phosphorylation
Molecular function (GO): protein kinase activity; ATP binding
Source: RefSeq, a predicted model, not a curated record